AGUAUUGCCAAAUAUCAGUUAUCGUUCAAAAUAAUUUUCAUGAUUAUCAACAUGUUUUCAUUGUUUCGGAGUUUGCUUCAUAUGCAUUUAGUUUUAAGUGUUACGGGUUUUGCUGUAAAACGAAUCUUAGUCCUAGACGAUUUUUACACGUUGGUUAAUAAACUGAACGGGUUAGAAAACGAAGUUACUGCACUUAAGCAGGAGGUGAAGGCACUCAAAGCGCAACAAGCGAACCAGACAGGCACAGUUGCAUUCAUGGCAUUUCUGACGAAAAGUGAACGCGGCACAAAUCACCACAUCCUCUUCGAUGACGUAAAGAUCAAUGUUGGCAACGCAUACAACCCCCGCCAUGGUUUGUUUGUUGCCCCGGUUCCGGGACUUUAUCAGUUUUCUCUUACUGCCUGCUCAGACAGUAAUCAUUACAUCGUGCUGGAGCUAAACGUAAAGGACUCUAUCAUUGGAAAAGUUAUUGCUGGUGACGAUUGGGUGAUUGACUGCAGUUCGAAAACUUUUAUCGUUCAGCUUGCAAAAGGUGACGAUGUGUUUGUAAUGCAUAGAACAGUUGGUGAAUCGUUGCUUGCUGGUGCUUCAUAUGAUCUACCCAACUUCACAGGCUUUCUAAUAAAAGAAACGUAGAGUCAUGGUUUUACCAAAGACAUUUACUAACAUAAAGAACGAACUAAAUGGAUAUACCUAUAAAAAAUCAUAGUGAGAAAACUGAAACUAUUGUCGACGUAAAAUUAUUUUCCUUGGUUUUCACUUGAAUAUUAAAAAUCAAAGCUACAUUUUGUAUAUCAAUAGUAAAUGAUGCUAUAUCAAUGGUUGAUGAUGCUAUAUCAAUGGUCGAUGAUGCUAUAUUGUGGUAUCCAGGCAUUUGUUCAUUGUUGUUGUAAUUUUUAUCUUGCUUGACACUUGGUACGAAAGUUCUAUGUAUGAACAUCGAAGGCUAAUUGCUUCACAAAUAAGUUCAUAUAAAUUCUAUUAUUACGUUAAAUCGAUGGUAUUUGCCCAUAAAUAUAUUUACAAUUCA
This is a messenger RNA of Mercenaria mercenaria, 1030 nucleotides long. Its product is annotated as heavy metal-binding protein HIP-like. The transcript is spliced from 2 exons. Lineage: Eukaryota; Metazoa; Mollusca; Bivalvia; Venerida; Veneridae. Gene Ontology annotation, molecular function: protein binding. The record is from RefSeq and is a predicted model, not a curated record. Bases 40 to 636 code for a protein of 198 amino acids.